Equus quagga is the source of this 2297-nucleotide messenger RNA. RefSeq names its product GTPase IMAP family member 6-like. The record is from RefSeq and is a predicted model, not a curated record. Lineage: Eukaryota; Metazoa; Chordata; Mammalia; Perissodactyla; Equidae. The coding region runs from base 138 to 1190 and encodes 350 amino acids. Gene Ontology annotation, molecular function: GTP binding. Gene Ontology annotation, cellular component: cytosol. The transcript has 3 exons.
UUCUGCCUCAGGAGGGCCUGGCCCCGGGAGGGCCUACCCACUUCCUCCUCCUCCGCCUGCCCUGCGGGGCAGCUGCUCUCUCUCGGGCGGUUCCAGAGCUGAGCCUUCAGACCACAUUUCACCGAAAAAUAUAGGCCAUGUCCUGGAUAUUUUCAUACGCCUUGGACACCUUCCUCUCCUUCCUCCCUUCAAGCCCCCCAAAAGGCUACAACGAGUGGGCCCCAAAAGGAGAGACCAAGAAUUCACAAGAGCACUCGGCCCCAGGAGACAGGAAACAUGGCCAUUCCUCUUGUCCACCGGCCCACAGAGCGACAGAGGAAGAAAAAUACAAACAGCUUCUUCAGGAGAAUCCCAUAGGAGCGCUGCCCCAGGACCUUAAAGAGGCCAUGUCACCAGGUCUGAGAAAGAGCGAACUGAGCCCACAGAGACUGAGGCUCAUCCUGGUGGGGAAAACCGGAACCGGGAAAAGUGCAACAGGAAACAGCAUCCUGGGCAGGAAAGUGUUUGAGUCUAAACUCAGCGCUAGACCAGUGACCAAGGCCUUCCAGACGGGGAGCCGAGGAUGGGCCGGGAAGGAACUGGAGGUCAUCGACACACCUGACAUUUUGUCCCCUCAGGCCCCACCAGCAAUGGCAGCUCAGGGCAUCUGUGAAGCCAUUGCCUUCUCCUCCCCGGGGCCUCAUGCCGUGCUCCUGGUGACACAGCUGGGCCGGUUCACAGAAGAGGAUCAGCAGGUGGUCAGGCGCCUCCAGGAGGUCUUCGGAGUGGGCAUCCUGGCCUACACCAUCCUGGUGUUCACCCGGAAGGAAGACCUGGAGGGUGGCUCCCUGGAAGAGUAUGUACGAGAGACCGACAACCAGGGCCUUGACAAGCUGGAUGUGGUGUGUGAGCGACGCCACUGCGGCUUCAACAACAGGGCGGAGGGGGCGGAGCAGGAGGCCCAGCUGAAGGAGCUGAUGGAGAAAAUCGAAGGAAUCCUGUGGGAAAAUGAAGGCCACUGCUACAGCAACAAGGCUUACCAAUACUCCCAGCAAAACGUUCUGCUCAAAGAAGUGCAGGAAAGGCGAACCGUCCAGGGACAAGGCUCUGAGGAAGUGCUCAGUGAGGAGUCCCGGCUGGAGAGGCUGUGCCACAUCCAGAAGGAAUCUGAGGAGACUCACAAACAUCUCCUGAAGAGGGCGCCCAUCUGAGCGUACGCUAGACCUCAGUACGGGACAGCUGUUUCCUGUGAGCCUCUCUCAGCCCCUGUGACCAGCUUCCAGCCCAUCGCUUGCUGUCUCCAUCUCCAUAGGUCACUGGUCAUCCCAGCCUCCAGGUCAGUGUCUGCUGUGGUGAGAGGCAUGUGGGGUCCAGAGUUCCCAGCUCACGUCCCAAGUCCAGCAUCACAUCUUCCAGAACACGCUCUGUACCCCUCCAGCACGCUCUUCUCAUGUGGAACCUUACACCUCACUGGCAUUACAUUUCUUGAGGUACUUGUCUUUACGCUGAUAGAACCCAAGCUUCCUGAGGGCAGGCCUGGGCCUCAUUCUUCCAUGUAAUUCCAGCAGCUUCCUGGACCCUGGAGUCACUCGUUAAACCCUGAUGUAGCAAAUCAGUGUAGAUAUCAAUCAGGCAACUUCCCAUGGACAGGGCCCAUUAGAAGCAACAGGGAGAGGAGAGGAGAGGAGAGCAGGAGGUUGGCCUGGCGGGGCCCCUGAUAGGUGCCAUCCUACUGCAUAAGGAGACUGACGUGACUCAGAUGCUCCUGGGGAGUCUGCUCAACUGAUGGAAACAGAGCAGGAGAAAAUAGGGGGACAUGUCUCCCACUACACUCCUCUUUCCCUUUCAAGCUGUGUGUCUGCAGCUGCCUUCCCCUGGGAGGGGUGGGAAGUGGAGGUGGGGUGACAGUGCAGGGGACAAUCAGGAAUCAGAGGUCGCAGCCUCAGGUCUGUCUGAUGCUCGUGUGCUGGUUGGGGAUUCUCUGCAGUCAGACGCCCAGAGACCUGCAGUCCCACACUGCAAGGCCGUGACACCUGUCUGCCCCAGACCCAGUGGACUCCUAAGACAGCUCGAGCAUUUCUUUUGCUAAAAGAUUCAGAAAAGUGUCUCAAGGCAGAAUAGAGACUGAUUUGGUCUAUGCUUAAGAUAGUCUCUGUGCCAGAACCAUUGAUUAAAUAAGUGACCCAUUUCCCGCUGAACUGGAACAUCACAUUUAUCACAUACAACAUUUUCGUGCUCCCUGAGAUCCGUGUCAGGGUUCUCAGUUCUGUGCUUGUCUUCUACUUUUCUACUCCUACAUGAAUAAAAUGUUGAUUCGA